AGGUAUUAGAGAUCUGCAUCGCUAUACUUGUCCACAAGAGCAUCAUCGUGUUCAGUCUGUCUGUGAAGCUGGUCCAGAGUGCAGUUCGUCCAUUAUGGGUGGCUGCUUACAUUGGAGUGUUCGCCAUGAUGUCACCUAUAGGCAUCGCCAUCGGCAUCAGUGUGUUGGAGGCUCAGCUGGCAGCUGGAGCACUAAUCCAGGCUGUCCUGGAGGGGCUUGCCGCAGGGACUUUUGUUUACAUCACCUUUCUAGAGAUCCUCCCACACGAACUCAUCCCCGGGAAGCAGCUUCUGAAGGUGCUCUUCAUCCUGCUGGGCUUCAGCAUCAUGGCAGCUCUGACGUUUUUGGGCUGAGAGUAGUAGUCAAAUAAGCCAGUAUGCUGGGAUGUGACCUGGGUGCAUUGUGCCAACAACUGCAGCUUCCACAAGGGUUUGUGUGUGAAGUAGAGUUUUAAUGUCAAAGGGAGCAUGGCAACAAAUGCAGGUAUUUUAUUUCUUCCAACAUACUUUUAAAAUAUUCAUAAAAAGCAGUCCAGUCACUAUGUGCAUAUAUAAUUUCUCUUUUAGAUGAUUUUAUUUAAAGAGGAAACACUUACUGCAAUGAUAAGUUUGUUGAAUGACUAACUGAAGCACAGAGGGAAGAACUGGCCUCAUUUAUCACUGGCCUUGUUUCAACAUGCUUUGGACCUGCAAACAAACGUCCUCUGACCUUUGACACUAUUGAGGAAACCACUGGAAACAAAGGGCUGUGUUACAUGUAUAUAUACUUUGUAAUUAAGCCAAUAAUGUCUGGAUAUCAAUACUUCCAGAUCUUUAAUGUUUACAUUUUAUUUGAAACAAAUUCAAUCAGGAAGAUUCUUCUUUCCAGAAAGCACUCUUUGUGUCUUCACUUUUGUCGAAGUAUUUCAUAUGAUACGUUCUUCACUACAGGCUCAGCUGGAUGGUUGGCCUUGUAAUUAAUGGAGUUUCCUCUGACCCAGAUUUUGGUAAAUACUGGCAUUUUAGUGCAAUGAUUUUACAGUAGUUUCUUUCAUUAGGCUGAUUUUACUUCUCAUUACAAACUGGAUCAGAAAUCCAGUAAUUUGUCCAGUAAACUAGUGUAAAUGUAAAACGGACUCCUUGAUGCCUUACAAAGUUGUAUGCCAAAAAAGGGGGGGUUGUCAAUGAUGAGGAAAUAUGUGGGAUUUCAUUUUAUUAGAACCUGUGAUUAUCUCCACAAAUGAAUGAAAUGUAACUGGCUUUUAACAACCCCCUUUUUAAACAAGCUGAUCACUAUUAUUAUUACUAUAUGUUGACCUUUUUCAUAGUUUGGCCCAUUCGUUUUGCCACUUUGCUUUAUUAAAACGCGUCUUUGUAGAGUGCUUUUAGUUCUCUAUUUUGAUUGUAGACAAAUACAGAACCUUUAAAUGUACCAGUGCACAUACUUGUAUUUGCAUCAGUUAAACAAACCAAGCAGGACACUACAGUACAGCACAUUGGGCCAAAACUGUAUUUUUCAUGGUGUACAUGUAAAGUGGCUAUAACAAAGAAUGGAGUAGGGGAAAAACAAGAAACAGUAUAGCACAGUUAACAAACGGUUCUUUAUAACUUUCAGCCUUCUUACUCUCAGAGUCAACUAGUUAAGCCCAUGUGUGCAGUUACAGCUGUAAACUCUGUUUAGUCUCAAUUCCUGUUUUAGUCUGUCAUGAGAUUGUCACAUUGUUUCCUCAUCAGGAAAAAUAGCAGAAAAUUGGAUUUUGUGUGGGUUGGUGUCAUGUAUCAGCAAAAACGUUUUGUGAAUGCCACUUCAAAUAUGGGAUUGUGUGCAUAUUUGCACAUCAUCAGCAUUUCUUCCAUUAAAGUUUAUCGGAUAAACAGUAGUGAAACUCGUAUGAUAGAACUAUUCCCCAAAAGAAAUGCCGUUGCUCCAACUGCAGUGUUAAUGUGCUUUUUGUCAGAACACCAACCUGUGAAUUGUAACAUAAAAAGUCAUUUGUUUGUAAAGACCAAUCAACCACCUUUUUGCAAGUAGACUUACAUGUAUUAUUUUGUGCCUUAUUGUUAUUCAUACUUUGUUGUCUGUUACAUAAACUUGAUUUAGAGUAAAGAUAAAAGGAAUUUUCUGCCUAUGUGUUUGUUGUAUGCAAAAGAUGCAGAGCCUGUAAUCAGUGUUAGAUGGGUUUAUAGAAUUAUGAUAAAUAAAUACACUUAAUCCUU
Messenger RNA from Micropterus salmoides (largemouth bass), 2195 nucleotides. Its product is annotated as zinc transporter ZIP1-like. Gene Ontology annotation, cellular component: plasma membrane. Gene Ontology annotation, biological process: zinc ion transmembrane transport. Gene Ontology annotation, molecular function: zinc ion transmembrane transporter activity. The record is from RefSeq and is a predicted model, not a curated record. NCBI's taxonomy places the organism in Eukaryota, Metazoa, Chordata, Actinopteri, Centrarchiformes, Centrarchidae.